AUGUUAUCAUAUUUACCAAAAAAUCAUACUAAUAAUAGCGAUAAUAACGAAAAUACAGAAAAUUCAGAAAAUCCCGAUAAAGAUAUAUUAUUACCUUUACGAACUUUAAUAAUAGAUAACUAUGAUUCAUAUACAUUUAAUUUACUUCAGCUUUGGAAUAGUAAAGAAAGCUUGAAUAAUGUGGUCGUUAUUAGGAACGACCAAUUUUCCUGGUUCGAAUUUAAAGAGAACAUAUUACCAUAUUUUGAUAAUAUUAUAAUUUCACCUGGGCCAGGUAGUCCAGAAAAUAAUACCGAUUUUGGAAUAUGUAAAAAUAUUCUAGAAUUAGAUAAUAUUCCAAUAUUAGGAAUUUGUUUAGGGCAUCAAGGUAUUGGAUUAACUUUUGGAGGAAAGGUGACGAAUGCGAAAAGGAUAAUGCAUGGAAGAUUAAGUUCUAUUUAUCAUGAUGGAACAUUUAAUCCUAAUUCAUUACUUUAUAAAAUUCCUAGUCCAUUUUUAGCUGUGAGAUAUCAUAGUUUAGUGGUAGAUAACAAAGCAUGGUGUAGUGAAGAUGAAAAUGAAAAGGAUAAUGGGUUACAAGAAUGUUCUCUCAAUGUUAUUAAUAAUUCUAUUAAUACUAUUAAUACAUAUAUUAAUACAAGUGAUAGUAUUAAACUUUCUCCUAUUGUGGUAAAAGAGGCAAAUAGUACAAUUAUGGGAUUACAACAUGUAGUUAAACCAAUUUAUGGAGUUCAAUUUCAUCCAGAGAGAGGAAUUUCAAUUCCUCGUCAAAAACUUCCUGAACAUAUCAAAUCACUCACAGUGGUUCCCAAGAGUUGUUUCAAAUCAAUCAGUUAUAAUAAUUUAUGGAUUGAUGAUUCAUCAUUGGUAUUUCAAAAAAUCGUAUCAAUUGAUAAAUCUAAAUGUGGAAUUUGGUGGUUAGAUAGUGCUAAAUUACCAGAUCCACAAAAAGAAAAAUUAUCAAAUCAAACAUAUUGGGAUUGGAUGUCUGAAACGAUGCAACAAUUUAAUCAACGUAUUAUUGGAUUACGAGUAUUAAAUGAUAUAAAUGAUGGAAAUUAUAUGAAUAAUAAUAUUCCAUUUGAUUUUAGAUUAGGAAUGGUGGGAUAUUUUGGAUAUGAGAUGAAACCAUUCAUUUUUGCUACACAAGCGAUUAUAUUUGACCAUGUCGAAAAACGGAUAUGGCUAGCUGGUUUAGUUCAUAAAGAUUUAAAGGAUUCCACUGCUACUACUUCAACUAGAUCAAAAAAUAAUUGUAUAUUAGACAUUCCAUUGGGAUAUUCUUUUAAGGAUUUUAUAUCUUGGAUAAAUUUAACUGAAAAAAAAUUAAAAAAAUUAAAAAAAUUAAAAAAAUUAAAACAAUCAAAUCAAUUAAAUCAAUUAAAUCAAUCAAAUCAAUUAAAUCAAUCAAAUCAAUUAAAUCAAUUAGAACAAUCAAAUCAAUUAAAACAAUUAAAACAUUUAAAACAUUUAAAACAAUUUAAACAAUUAAAACAAUUAUAUUCAUAUUUGGGAUCAAUAGAAAAAGCCCAAUAUUAUAUUUACGAAGGACAAAGUUAUGAAAUAUGUUUAACAACACAAUUUCGAACUUCAUUACCAAAACAAGUGGUAGUAGGCAUAAGAGAAGAUAUGUUUGAAUUAUAUCAAUACAUCCGAACAAAUAAUCCUGCGCCAUUCUCAGCAUUAAUUCAUUUCCCAACUGAAGAUUUGUCAAUAUUUAGUUCAUCACCAGAAAAAUUUUUACAAAUAGAUAAUAAAGGAGUAAUAGAAAUGAAACCUAUUAAAGGAACAAUUGCUAGAGCUAAAGGAUGUUUUUGUCUACGUAGUGACAUUGAUGAUGAUGGUGUUCCAGAAUGUGGCAAAGGUGUACAAUUAGAUUUAAUUCGAAAUGAUUUAUCCCAAAUAUGUUUACCUCACACAGUUAAAGUUCCUACUUUGAUGAAAAUAGAAUCGUAUGAAACUGUACAUCAACUUGUAACUACUGUUCAAGGAAAUUUAAGAAAUGAUUUAGAUUGUAUUAAUGUUAUACGGUCAAUGACAGGAGCUCCAAAAUUACGUUCUGUUCAAUUACUUGAUGAAUUAGAAAAUAAUAUUCCGAGAGGUGUAUAUUCUGGUUGUUUAGGAUAUAUUUCAUUACAUGAUGGAACAACAACAGGAGAAGAAGGAGGUGGUGGUGGUGGUAGUAAAAGAGGAAGAGGUACUGCUAAAUUUAAUGUGGUUAUAAGAACUGUGGUUAUAAAGGAUGGAAAAGAAAUAUCUAUUGGUGCUGGUGGUGCAAUUGUUUACCUUUCAAAUCGAGAAUCAGAAUGGAAAGAAGUUUUAUUAAAAUCUCAAUCCGUUUUACCUAG
Messenger RNA from Diversispora eburnea, 2348 nucleotides. The record is from the annotation of a GenBank genome assembly. NCBI's taxonomy places the organism in Eukaryota, Fungi, Glomeromycota, Glomeromycetes, Diversisporales, Diversisporaceae.